AUGCAGCUUGCAAGUCUCACAUUGGCCACGGCCGCAACUCUGCUCCCUCUCGCCACUGCCGCCCCGGCCGAGGCCAAAGCUACCGAUAACAUUUCCAGCUGUGGCCCAGCCUGGAUGCCCAGGGAAGAUGUGACAAUUGGCCAGGGCACUGACAAGCGCCGAGGCUUCUCCUCUGCCGUGCAGGCCUUUUGCUCUGCUGCCAACGGAAAGACUGUCAAGCCCAAUGGCUAUCUUUCAUUUUCCACCGAGGUCUUUCUCAACGGUGGCAAAAAUCCUUCAGACGCAGACGGUGGUCAAUGCUCUGGCGCCGACAACAAGGACACCAAGGGCGGAACGUGGCAGGUCGGCCCUAAUGGCAUCUCCUACCAUGCUCUGGGCUAUGAGACACCUCCCAAGGAAAAUGCCGUGAACAAGAUUUUCGAGGGCUCUGCCAUUUCUGCCCAGAGCGCCAACAAGGGUGCCGGCCCUCCUUUGAGCCCAUGGCCGUUUGAUUCUCUCAACAACAUCAAGCCAGUUGCUUGCCACAGCCACAACGACUACGACCGAGACGUUCCCGUCUUUUCCGCCUUUAGCGCCGGGUGUAUCGCCAUUGAAGCCGACGUCUUUCUUUCCGGCGGCGAUGUCAUCAUCGGCCACAUUUUUCCGACCCCCGGCCGGACCUUGCGUGUCCAGUACACAGAGCCCCUUCGCGCCAUCCUCGACCACAACAACGGCGGCUCUCCCGGCGAGAACGGAAUCUACAAGGCCCGUCCGGAACAGAAGAUUGUGCUCAUGGUGGACUUUAAGACAUCCGAUACCAAGACACUUGACGCUGUCGUUGCUGCUCUGCAGCCUCUCCGUGACGGCAACUACCUGAGCCACGUCGCUGGGGGCAGAUUUGUCCAGCGGGCUGUUACGGUCGUGGCCAGCGGCAACGCCCCCUUUGACCGCAUCAACUCGGGCUCCGGUGUACCGAACCGUGAUGUGUUUUAUGAUGCCAGCCUCGGCAAUCUCGAGUCCAAGUACAACACGCUCAACUCUUACUAUGCGUCGGCCGACUUUGAGGAUACCAUUGGUAGCCCGGGCAGCGCUGGUGCCUUUUCUGAUGCGCAAAAAGCCAAGGUCAAGUCUCAAGUGGACGCUGCACACGCGGCUGGACUCAAGGUCCGCUACUGGAAUCUGCCCGGCGAAUACAUGUGGGAGCCCUUGGCGGCCCUCGGUGUUGAUUAUCUCAAUGCAGAUGACAUGUCCAACACGGCAAGACUUGAGCGCAUUCAGUAA
Beauveria bassiana ARSEF 2860 is the source of this 1260-nucleotide messenger RNA. Its product is annotated as PLC-like phosphodiesterase. Lineage: Eukaryota; Fungi; Ascomycota; Sordariomycetes; Hypocreales; Cordycipitaceae. Bases 1 to 1260 code for a protein of 419 amino acids. The transcript is spliced from 4 exons. The record is from RefSeq and is a predicted model, not a curated record. Gene Ontology annotation, biological process: lipid metabolic process. Gene Ontology annotation, molecular function: phosphoric diester hydrolase activity.